Messenger RNA from Rhinichthys klamathensis goyatoka, 1392 nucleotides. RefSeq names its product zona pellucida sperm-binding protein 3-like. The transcript has 8 exons. Gene Ontology annotation, molecular function: acrosin binding. Gene Ontology annotation, cellular component: extracellular matrix. The record is from RefSeq and is a predicted model, not a curated record. Lineage: Eukaryota; Metazoa; Chordata; Actinopteri; Cypriniformes; Leuciscidae. The coding region runs from base 46 to 1347 and encodes 433 amino acids. Gene Ontology annotation, biological process: positive regulation of acrosome reaction; egg coat formation; binding of sperm to zona pellucida.
AACAAGUAUUCUGGAGAUUUCAAAGUUUUUUUUUUUUUUUUUACAAUGGGGCUUUUGGUUUUCAGUCUUUCUGGAUUGUUGCUGCUAACAGCAAUUGACUUGUGUUUUGCACAGUGGUCAGGAUUUCAACAAGGCCAGGAUCCAGUAAGAUUUCAGCAGCAACAUCCACCAGUUUUAGUUUCUCAGCAAGCUGUCCAAGGCCCACAGGUAUCAGCAUCUUUUAAGCCUCCAAGGCCUACAAUGAACUCUACUGAGGCUGAUCCAUGGAAUCUUCUUCAAGAGUCUGGAAAUACUCAGUCCAAACAACUAAUGCAGGGUCCUGUAGUGCCUUUGAUGUGGCGUUUUCCAAUAAUGCCAGAAGAACCUCAACAGCCAGAUGUGCCUUUUGAGCUGCGUGUACCUAUAGCUACAGAGAGUAUUGCAGCACAAUGUGGGGAGAACUUUGUGCAUGUGGAGGUUAAGGAGGAUUUAUUUGGGACUGGUCAACUGGUGAAUCCUUCAUUCCUCACUUUAGGAGGCUGUGCAGUUGUAGGGGAGGAUCCAGAAGCUAAAGUCCUUAUCUUUGAAUAUGAGCUCCAGACAUGUGGCAGCUCUCUGAUGAUGACUAAUGAUGAGCUUGUUUACACCUUCACCCUCCUCUACACUCCAGAGCCUUUAGUAGGAACUCCCAUCGUAAGGGCUGAUGCAGCAGCUGUUGGAAUUGAAUGUCAUUAUUCAAGGUUGCAAAAUGUAAGCAGCAAUGUGCUGAUGCCCAGCUGGGUUCCUUUUGCUGCUACAAAAGUUGGAGAGGAAGUUCUGGUGUUUUCCUUGAAGCUCAUGACUGAUGACUGGAUGUUUGAGAGGCCAUCCAAUCAGUAUUUCCUAGGGCAGUUCCUGAAGCUUGAAGCUUCUGUGAAGCAAUACAACCACGUCCAUCUGCGUAUCUUUGUGGGAGACUGUCUGGCUACUGCAGUCCCUGAUGUAAACUCUUCUCCAAGAUAUUCCUUCAUUGAGAACUAUGGGUGCCUGGUUGAUGGAAAGCUCACAGGCUCCACUUCCAGUUUCAUGCGCAGGGUUCAGAAUGAUAAGCUGCAGUUUCAGUUGGAGGCUUUCAGGUUCCUGCGAGCUGAUAGUGGCUUGGUGUACAUCACCUGUUCUCUAAAGGCUGUCAUGGCCUCUACCCCGACAAGUCCAGAGAACAAGGCUUGCUCCUUCAAUAAUGGAUGGACUUCUGUAGAUGACAAUGACCAGGUGUGUAUGUGCUGUGACUCCACAUGUGGUUCCAGCAGAAAAGGACGAGCACUACCUGAAUCAGGCCUGGUAUCAGAAGGGAAAGCAACCAUCGGCCCCAUUGUGAUCGCUAACUGAUGUAUUGUGAAUGGUGAGAAGUGCCAAUAAAAGUCUUUUUAUAUA